CAGCGCCCGCGCCCUGUGGCCCAGGAGCCUCAGAGCAGGUGGGGCGGGCAGGGUCCUGCCUCCUGGGCGGCCUGGCAGGAUAAAUGGCGGCUGGGAGCAGGAGCACAGAGGUGACCUGGGGACCAUGCGGCUGCUCCUGCUGACCGUGGGGCUGAGCCUGCUCUCUGUGGCGCGAGCCCAGGAGGAAGAGGAGGACAACGUGGUGGUCCCUGCUCACCCUCAGAAGCUCUUAGGAAAGUGGUAUAUAAUCUGCUGGGCUGGGACCAUCCCCAUCCCCCGGGAGAAGCGCCAGGAGCCCCUGCCUCCCUUCCACUUUGUGGUGAGCCACAACGGGCAGCUGCAGUUCAGGAUGCACAUACGGAAGCCGAGCAGGUGCCAGCUGCUCAAACUGCCCUUCUCCACGUCACAGACCCCUGGGAACUACACCACCUGGUGGAAACAUCUGAUCUUCAUCUGGCUGCUCACGCCCAGGAGCUACGGGGUCGCCUACUUUGAAGACAAGAUGAAUAACCAGGAAAUAAACAUGAUGAUGCUCUUCAGCCGCACCCUGGAUGAAGACCCGGGGGCCCUGAGCCUGUUCCAGGAGUUUGUGAAGAGGAAAGGCCUGAACGAGACAGAGAUCACCGCCCCUCCGCAGGCUGAAGCCUGUGAGUUGCCCAGAGAGUCCUAGAGCAGCAGGGGGCUGAGAGCACCCAGGAGGGGCCUGGGGAGCCGGGCAGAACUCCCAAGGUGGAAGACCUGCUCAGCCAGGGCCCUGCACCUGCCCUGAGGUCACCCUCACUGUCUUAAUCAGUAAAAGCGAUUCUUCCCAGGCGAGAGGUGGUCUGGCUGAGCCAGCCUCAUUUCUAUCCAAGCCUCCCUGCCCAGUGAGACUCCCCCGGCCUGUCUCUGCCCUCUCUGGAUGUGUGCAGAGUCAGGUCCAGCGCAGACUGCCCCUGGUGGGCACUGAGACUGCCCCUGGCGGGCACUGUCCCCUGGGAAUCUGGCUCUAUGCAGGGGUCUGCCCAAGCAGAGCUGGCCUGGAGGUCAGGAGCCCCACACUGGCCGAGGCACAUCCCGUCCCCUCUCAGACCACUGGCCUCCCCCUGGCCGGUCACUCCUCUACCAUCUCAUGUGUUCACCACACAGGACUCCACCCAAACACCAUUGCAAUGGCUUUGCCUUCUCUUGACUCUUCUGUAUGAGGCUCGAGGUUUCUGGAUUAUCCCAAGGUCUUUUUCCUUACUGGUUUUCUUCUUAUUUGUAGUAGCUCAUAAUUGAAUUUGUCUCUGCAGUUACAGACCCAUAGGUAUGAAUUACACAUUGAUCUGCUCUUUGUUACCACGAUGGAAUACCUGAGGCUGUGUGCUUGAUAAAGGAAAAAGGUUUGCCCAGCUCACA
This is a messenger RNA of Marmota monax (woodchuck), 1380 nucleotides long. Its product is annotated as major allergen Can f 1-like. The record is from RefSeq and is a predicted model, not a curated record. Gene Ontology annotation, molecular function: small molecule binding. Lineage: Eukaryota; Metazoa; Chordata; Mammalia; Rodentia; Sciuridae. The coding region runs from base 125 to 670 and encodes 181 amino acids. The transcript is spliced from 6 exons.